This is a messenger RNA of Peronospora belbahrii, 1488 nucleotides long. The record is from the annotation of a GenBank genome assembly. Lineage: Eukaryota; Oomycota; Peronosporomycetes; Peronosporales; Peronosporaceae.
AUGGUAGAUAAAGUACUUAAGUAUGCACGCUUUGGAGAAGCAGAGAAGCUUCGAAUGGUUCUACAGUCAGUGGAAGGAACAAAGCGUGAUGCGCUGUUGAAUUAUAUACAACCGGAAACGCUCAACACGCCGCUACAUAUGGCCUGCGGCAAUGGCCACGUCGAGUGUGUUUGUGAAUUGCUGAAGUAUGAAGCGAGACAUUUACCUAAUGCCAAUGGGAAUCUACCACUACAUUGGGCCAUACAAAAUAAACAUCGAGAGAUUGUGAAGCUAUUGGUGGACAGUAUAAAAGACUUGGACGUGCUAGCACGCAAUAGUUUUGGACGUGGUUGUGUCACUGAAGCUUUUCAGUGUGAAGACACGGAGAUUUUGGCAAUGUUACUGGAACAUAGUUCAGCAACGGAGGAGCGAUUGGCUGAAGGCACUGGUAUGGGUCAGGAUGCUAUUAAGGAGGAGAUUGAGAAGGAAGGAGACGAAGUAGACUGCAGCUCGCCAAACAUCUUGCAGGAGAAGGUUCUGGAAUUUGACUUUGUACCGGGACUGCCGACGCUGCGUGCAAGGGAGCUGGCACUCGAGUGGAGCAAGGACGCUUUUGGGUCGACUGCUGAGGAAGAUAUAACAGGCGUGUCGAUCUGGUCGGCGGCGCUUAUCUUGAGUCGUUGGAUCAUUGACCACCGCGAUGUAUUUGACGGUAAACAGGUCUGUGAAUUGGGCUCGGGUUGUGGCGUGAGUGGUCUUGCAGUGCACAAGUAUACGGACGCUUCACGGGUUGUGCUGUCCGAUCUGUUUGCGCACACCAUUCAGAAUCUGGAGUACAACGUUGAGCUGAACAAGACGUACAAGAAUGCUGGAGCUGAUGAAAAGGAGGAAGAGCAGCAAGCCCCAGUCCUUGACUGCUGUGGGCGAUGUGGUGCAGUCCAGCGUUUUACCCCCGACAACCCGGAAGGCAAGCUUAUGACUUGUGGUGGCUGCAGGUCUGUUGCUUACUGCUCUCGUGAGUGCCAAAAGAAGGCGUGGAAGAAGCACAAAUCCGAUUGCAAGGCUAUCCGCGCGCAGCGCGAGCAGACAGAAACUCAAAGGAAGAACGACGCUAGUGAGGAGAGAGUGUUGCAGGUGGAAGCUAUUGAUUGGGCUCAGCAUGAAACUUGGCCGAUUGGCUGUGAUGGCGACAAAUUCGAUGUGCUCUUCGGCUCUGAUCUUGUAUACCAUCAGGAAAUUGUGCCGGUGCUGGUGAGUGUAGUGGACGGUAUGCUCGGUGCCGACGGUCGAUUUUUGCAUGUCGCUUCUCAGGCACGGCACUCACUGGCAGAGUUUAAGGAGGCGAUGGAGGCGCGUGGUUUCAGCUGCGACGUGGAAGAAGUUCCAGACAAUUACAAGACGAACCCGCUGGUAGGCGACGACGCCGUAGCCGAACUCUUUGCUCUGCACUUCAACGAGAUGAGCGACGUGUACUGCAUCUACAUUUUCACACGCACUGUCCAACCUUAG